UUGAUUUUUAUCACAGUCUGUGGUCAGUAAUAAACACGAAAUACAAAACAUGGCGGCGUCAAUCCGUGAUAAACACUGUAUUCGUCUUGUGUGUAUUGUAAAUUAAAUUAGUUUGUUUUUAACAUAUUAUGAAUGUUUAACGUGUUUGAAAUUAAGUGAAACUACUUUAUAUGAUAGAAAAGUAAGCUUUCAAUACAUAAUGAGGUAACAGUAAAAAUAAAUAUGUUUAAGCAACAAUUAUCACCUCGUACGGUGCAUCCAUACCAAACUACGGUGGUGCCUAGGAGUGAACAGCAAUUUGCAUCUGCUGCGCAACAAAGGGCGAAGUACCCGUGGGCGGACGAUAUUAACACUCCGGUUUAUCAGGUUACAGGCACAGACAGCUCCGCAUCAGACAAUGCGUACCAUAUGCCUCAUUAUUACAAUGGCACGGUGAGAGAAUAUGGGCCACCCUCUCCAGUGUAUCAGUCACCUUAUGGUGCUGGCACUUGGCGCAACUAUAAGAAGAUUGAAAAAAUUCCUACUCAUCAUGCACCGCCAACAGAUACUUACACAUUUCCACAAUGUGCCUCAGCAUUUUCCCUCCCAUUGUGUGAUGUGGAGACACAUCCACAAGCUGUAAACCGGUCCCCUGUACCACCCAUACCCUCCGUGAGUCCUGAAGUACCUAUCAUAGGUGCUUGUGGGGGACAUUGCCCAGGAUUUGAAUAUGUUUGCUAUUACAUUUUACAGGUUAUUUUUGUAGUAGGUAUACUAACUGGUAUAUCUUUAUGUAUUGCUGGCAUUGUAUUAAGGCGCACAAAUCGUAAUGGAGAUCUGGGCGUAUUAGUGUAUAUAGGGUGCUUAUCGUCAUGCGUUUGCGGCGUAUUGCUUGGUGUUCAGUGCUGCGUCCGUCGCGAGAUUAGACAGAGAAAACAGCGUGCCAACAUGCAUAUACCUAUGCAAUCUAUUCAGGAGCCUCCUGCCCAAGCUUGCCCAUUACUGACGUCUACAUUACCUCAUAGUCAAGUAUAUAGACCGACAGUGAAUAUUUGUGCAGAAGAAGACGUAACUGGAGUUCCUUGGUGGCGUCGGAAUAACAGAGACUGAUUAGUUAUAAGUUUAUAUACACUUGUAUGUAAUUGUAAUAUUGUUGUGUAAGGAUACAAAUAAUACCAUAAUCUUGUUAUUUUUACAUAAAAAUUAUGGAUUGAUAUACGA
Molecule: messenger RNA, 1200 nt
Organism: Trichoplusia ni (cabbage looper)
Lineage: Eukaryota; Metazoa; Arthropoda; Insecta; Lepidoptera; Noctuidae
Exons: 7
Coding region: 223-1089 (288 amino acids)
Source: RefSeq, a predicted model, not a curated record